This is a messenger RNA of Erigeron canadensis, 627 nucleotides long. RefSeq names its product agamous-like MADS-box protein AGL61. Gene Ontology annotation, molecular function: RNA polymerase II cis-regulatory region sequence-specific DNA binding; DNA-binding transcription factor activity, RNA polymerase II-specific; protein dimerization activity. Gene Ontology annotation, biological process: regulation of transcription by RNA polymerase II. The record is from RefSeq and is a predicted model, not a curated record. Lineage: Eukaryota; Viridiplantae; Streptophyta; Magnoliopsida; Asterales; Asteraceae. The coding region runs from base 1 to 627 and encodes 208 amino acids. The transcript has a single exon.
AUGGUUAUUGCCGGCGCCGGAGACAUGGCUAGUACUAGCACCAGCCAUAAUAAGAAGAAAAAAACACAAGGCCGAAAAAAAAUAGACGUAACAAAAAAAAUACAAAAUCCCGCCACUCGUCAGGUCACAUUCUCGAAACGUCGAAGCGGAUUAUUCAAAAAAGCCUCAGAGAUUUGCGUCAAGACAGGAGCUCAGAUGGCCAUAUUCGUAAUUUCACCCGGUGGUAGGCUUUACACGUACGGACAUCCUGACGUCGACAUUCUCCUAAAUCGAUAUCUUAACGUAAAUAAUAAUUAUGAUCAGUUAAUUAGUCCUCAAGAAGUUCAAAGGAUUAGUAGUGAAUAUAAUCGGCAUUAUGAGGCGGUUUUGAGGGAGUUGGAAGUGGAGAAGAAAAAAGAAGAGGUGAUUUCGAUGAUGAAGAAAAAAAGUGAUAAUAAUAGAAUGUGCUUUGAAAAAGAUGUGAAUGGGAUGAAUAAUGUGGGUGAAUUGGAAGAGUUUCUUUAUGCGAUUAUGGAGAUGAAGAAGAAAGUGGUGACAAAAGCUGAUGAAUUGAUGAUGGUUAACAAAACUCCAGCUGGACUCUUUGGUCCGAAUUCGGUUGCCAGUUUUAAGAAUUCUAGUUAUUGA